Molecule: messenger RNA, 1377 nt
Organism: Procambarus clarkii (red swamp crayfish)
Lineage: Eukaryota; Metazoa; Arthropoda; Malacostraca; Decapoda; Cambaridae
Source: RefSeq, a predicted model, not a curated record
AUGUGGCACGAGUGUGACGGCUCAGAGGACUCGUGGGAGGAGAUAAUGACUGAACAGCGGCCACCAGUAGCAGAGUGGAACACAGGGGGGCUGGCCCCAGUGGUCAAGACUGCUCCUCCACCAGUGGUCAAGGCUGCUCCUCCACCAGUGGUCAAGUCUCCUCCUCCCCCAGUGGUCAAGGCUGCUCCUCCCCCAGUGGUCAAGGCUGCUCCUCCACCAGUGGUCAAGGCUGCUCCUCCACCAGUGGUCAAGCCUGCUCCUCCCCCAGUGGUCAAGGCCGCUCCUACCCCAGUGGUCAAGGCUGCUCCUCCACCAGUGGUCAAGGCUACUCCUCCCCCAGUGGUCAAGGCUACUCCUCCACCAGUGGUCAAGGCUACUCCUCCACCAGUGGUCAAGGCUACUCCUCCCCCAGUGGUCAAGGCUACUCCUCCACCAGUGGGAAACGUAGGAUGUCUGCAGAGAGCAGAAGCCACGGCAGCAGCAUCGGCGGCCAGACACUACAGCAGAGACAUGUGGAGCAGUAUCAACAUCAGAAGUAGAAUCUAUACCAGAGGCAUCAGAGGGCAGCGUCUAGAGCAGCAUCAGCACGAGAGGGCAGCAUCUAGAGCAGCAUCAGCAUGGGAGGGCAGCAUCAGCACGAGAGGGCAGCAUCAGCACGAGAGGGCAGCAUCUAGAGCAGCAUCAGCACGAGAGGGCAGCAUCAGCACGAGAGGGCAGCAUCAGCACGAGAGGGCAGCAUCAGCACGAGAGGGCAGCAUCAGCACGAGAGGGCAGCAUCAGCACGAGAGGGCAGCAUCAGCACGAGAGGGCAGCAUCAGCACGAGAGGGCAGCAUCAGCACGAGAGGGCAGCAUCUAGAGCAGCAUCAGCACGAGAGGGCAGCAUCAGCACGAGAGGGCAGCAUCAGCACGAGAGGGCAGCAUCAGCACGAGAGGGCAGCAUCAGCACGAGAGGGCAGCAUCUAGAGCAGCAUCAGCACGAGAGGGCAGCAUCAGCACGAGAGGGCAGCAUCAGCACGAGAGGGCAGCAUCUAGAGCAGCAUCAGCACGAGAGGGCAGCAUCAGCACGAGAGGGCAGCAUCAGCCCAAGAGGGCAGCAUCUAGAGCAGCAUCAGCACGAGAGGGCAGCAUCUAGAGCAGCAUCAGCACGAGAGGGCAGCAUGAGCCAGGAAGACAUUAAAAUUAUUAAAAUUUUAGACAAUGGGCAGCAAGGUACUUCCAUAGCCUCCUGCAGCAGCCAUGGGGAGAUUAGGUCUGGCUCCAUUGAUUUUGUCACAAAAGGAGUCGUUACAUCUCCAGAAGCCCAUGAUGGGUGGGACAAGGCGCAGGAGUUGGAGGAAGAGAAGGAGAAGGAGGAAGAGAAGGAGAAGGAGGUUUAG